GACAAAACCUAAGAAACACCUUUCGUGAAGGAUCCUCAGGUUGGGUAAAACUUCAGGAAUUUGAGCUCUUGGUGUUUCCAAGUAGCAUGGAGCAGCAUGAAUAUAUGACUAUAAACACCAUCGCUUCUUGGUCUUUUAAAGGCCCAGUUAGCUAUUAAAGAUCAUUCAUCACAAACUUGCCCAUAUACUGUUAAGCCAGGAACAUCAUUUUCUAGUGUGGAAGACCCCAAACAUAAUGAGUGUUUUUACUGGUUGUUGAAGCCAACCCAUUACACAUUUUAAAAGUCCCUGGAUCACAUCACACAUUAAACAACACACGUUUGAUCUAAAUCAGCAAUCAGACCUUCAGAAGGUCUGAAAGGGCAAAUCUUGACACAAUCACCUUGUGGUUUAAUCAAAAAUGCCAGGAGAGCAAAGAGGACCUUCAGUACUCUCUGUUAGUGUCUGUGAAUAAGCUGGUGGCUCUUGACUUCUGGCAUGUUUCUUGUGCAACAAAAAAGUUCACAACUGAUUAAGCCUGACCCUGGAGAAGCCAAUGAAAUGCAGACACACUGUUGUGCCGUGCAGUAACAAGCAGCAGCAUAUCUGGAUCACCAUGGUAUCCAAGGUCAUUCACGUGAGAUGUGGAUAGACUUUUUCAACCACAUCGUCAGUCUCUACUGGUUCAUUCAGAAUCUUUCCAAGGGGGUUGCUGGUGGACUAAACUGGACUCUAGAUGAGAUUACUCUGAGCACUGUGCUAUGCUGAGCUUGGCACCAUGAUCACCAAAUCAGGAGGAGAGUAUUCGUAUUUAAUGGAGGCUUUUGGCUCCCUUGUAGCCUAUCUUUACUCCUGGACCACUGUCAUGGUGCUGAAGCCCUCCUCCUUUGCCAUCAUCACACUGAGCUUUGCAGAAUAUGCCGCCACUCCUUUCUACCCUGGCUGUACCCCUCCUCUUGUUGUUACCAAGUGUCUGUCAGCAGCAGCUAUAUUCUUGAUCGUCACCGUCAAUUGUUUGAGUGUCAAACUGGCAAGCUACGUGCAGAACUUCUUCACUGCAGCCAAACUUUUCAUCAUUCUUGUCAUAGUGGGAGCUGGCAUCGUUAUGCUGGCACAAGGAAAAACUGAGACUUUGUCAUAUGCAUUUGAUGGCGCAUCAUCGUCUGUUGGAGCAAUUGGACUUGCAUUUUAUAAUGGGCUUUGGGCUUAUGAUGGAUGGAAUCAACUGAAUUUCAUUACAGAAGAGCUGAAAGACCCAUUCAGGAACCUGCCCCUGGCCAUCCUCAUCGGGAUCCCUUUAGUAUCUGUGUGCUAUGUGUUGGUCAACGUUGCUUACUUCACUGUUAUGACGACCACUGAACUGCUGUUGUCUCCAGCUGUUGCUGUGACUUUUGGAGACAGAGUCCUUUACCCUCUGUCUUGGAUUGUUCCUCUCUUUGUUGUCUGCUCUACGUUCGGCUCUGCCAAUGGAAGCUGCUUCACUGCUGGCAGACUGGCCUACGUAUCCGGUAGAGAGGGUCACAUGGUGAAAAUCUUAUCCUAUAUUAGUCUGAAGCGCUACACUCCAUCCCCUGCUCUCAUAUUCAAUGGUGUUUUGGCUAUUUUCUACAUUAUCCCAGCAGACAUCAACACCCUCAUUAACUACUUCAGCUUUGCUCAGUGGGUGUUUUAUGGUCUGACAGCGCUGGCUCUCAUAGUCAUGCGUUUCACCAGGAAGGAGCUCCAUAGACCAGUAAAGGUACCGAUUGUCAUACCAGGCCUAAUGGUCCUGGUGUCCUGCUACUUAGUCCUGGCUCCCAUCAUUGAUAAGCCAGACCUGGAGUACCUCUACUGUACUGUCUUCAUCUUCAGUGGACUUCUCCUCUACUACCCUUUCAUCCACCGGAAGGUCGACUGGGCACGCAAACUCAUGAGGCCCAUCACCAUGCAUCUCCAGCUACUGAUGGAAGUAGUUCCUCCUGAGAAAACUGAAUGAAAAGGGACAGCACUGACAACCAGGUCAACUUCUGCUGCCUGUUGUGAAAUUUGGUGCCCAGAGUGGGUAAGAGCCAAACAUCAGAGCUCACCUCUGUUGAAUAGCUGCAUGACGAAAGUAAAAGUUCAUGAACCUGUGUACAAGGGUAAGAGGAAAUAAUUUGACAUUUGGGUUUAGGGAUGAAAAAAGAGGAUUUGUGUUUCUAGAGUGUUACCUACCUACAGGAAUACCUCUGCUGUAAUUAAAAUGUGAUUAAUACAUAGUUAGAUAUUUAAAAUAAAGGUGUAGAAGAGCUGGACUGACCAUUUUCUCAUGAUGUCUUUCCUUACAUGAAGAAAUAAAUCACUUAUGAAAACCUUCCUGUGAUGAUAGUUAAGCUACAACUGAAGGAUGUUAGAUAGGAUUCUACUUUGAGAUACGCAACUUUUUUUGAAUAAAUAUAACCAGCACUUAUAUGAAACAUUAAACAUUAACUAAUCAUGUUAAACAUUUCUUCAUGUAAUUAAUGCAAUAACGUUUUUUACUGGGCCAAAGACCACGUGAUAUAGGUCUACGAAAGGAUUUUUAUAUGCAUGGAUCUGCACUUGAACGAAGGGAAAUGGUAAACAUUUUAAAAGCAUUGCGGAGACAACAUGAAGGCUCUGCAGAUCAUGCAACAAGAUGUGGAAACAUGUUUCUUUACAUCAGAGUUUCUUUAAUGAUGUUUGCACAUGAUUUAAUAAUGCUCUUACUCGUGAAUAUACUGGAACAGUGUUGCAUUGUGUUAGCAGGUGGAUAUUAAAUGUGUCAUUCUUGUUGAGUAAAUAUA
Messenger RNA from Siniperca chuatsi (mandarin fish), 2762 nucleotides. RefSeq names its product solute carrier family 7 member 9 (gene slc7a9). NCBI's taxonomy places the organism in Eukaryota, Metazoa, Chordata, Actinopteri, Centrarchiformes, Sinipercidae. The transcript has 11 exons. Gene Ontology annotation, biological process: amino acid transmembrane transport. The record is from RefSeq and is a predicted model, not a curated record. Gene Ontology annotation, molecular function: L-amino acid transmembrane transporter activity. Gene Ontology annotation, cellular component: membrane. The coding region runs from base 758 to 1954 and encodes 398 amino acids.